Aspergillus glaucus CBS 516.65 is the source of this 366-nucleotide messenger RNA. RefSeq lists its product as uncharacterized. NCBI's taxonomy places the organism in Eukaryota, Fungi, Ascomycota, Eurotiomycetes, Eurotiales, Aspergillaceae. Bases 1 to 366 code for a protein of 121 amino acids. The record is from RefSeq and is a predicted model, not a curated record. The transcript has a single exon.
AUGCAGGCAGGUGAUGAGAGCCGUCUCCACCAAACUGCUGUGGGCCAGAUGCUUGCAUUCACACUCCAAGCGCUGGCCGCUGAAGCUCCAUCCCAAGAGUGGCACAAUACCGCACAUCAACAGCUCUUGACCUGGAAAGUCAAAUACUUGGACAUCUUGCGCGAUAUUCCUGAAACAAUUCACAAGGAGCCGCCGCCCUCAAAUUAUUGGCCUUCACACUGGAAACGGAAUCCAAAGACACACAAUACAUGUUCCCACGCUCGCUGUAAUCCAGGUGUAUCUACCCCGGCAGGCUUGCCAAGUGAAAGCAGUGAUAGUGAUGAGGAUAUGCCUUCACUGUCCACUGCACCAGCCGUGCGCAGUUGA